Mus musculus (house mouse) is the source of this 1419-nucleotide messenger RNA. It is a transcript of the gene Spata9, whose product is annotated as spermatogenesis associated 9. The coding region runs from base 443 to 1201 and encodes 252 amino acids. Gene Ontology annotation, cellular component: membrane. NCBI's taxonomy places the organism in Eukaryota, Metazoa, Chordata, Mammalia, Rodentia, Muridae. The record is from RefSeq and is a predicted model, not a curated record. The transcript has 6 exons.
GGAGACAGGUAGAAGUCUAACAUCUGUGCACAUCAGUAAAAGGCUUGCUUGCCUCCAAGAGGAAUCCUGGACCUGAUCAGGAGCAGUGUCCAGGAUGUGUUCCAGUAUUUGGAUGCUCUGAGAUGGGAUUCUUACUCUGACAAAUGAGAACAAAUCCACUCUAGAUCUUCAGAAGGAAUCAGGGUCUCUGUUAAAAUGUUGACAAUACCAUAAAAUGUUCCUCACUCGUCUACUCUUGCCUCCAAACACAUUCUUCCUCCCACCAAUACAGUUAUUUCAGAAGGUUCUGUAACAAGUUCUCAGAGGUUCCAUUGUGUAGUAAUAAAGAACCCCAGCAGUGAACCAGUGAACCAACAGGUUCUGUCCUUGCUGGUCUGAGUGGAGGACAUCCUAUCCCAGGCCUACAACUCACUAAACGUGUGGAACCAAGUUACAGCUCAUCAUGGAAGUCAGACCUAUUGGGUGGAUCUGUGGACAGGUGGUGAAGAACUUCUCUGGAAGACUUGAGGGGCUCCAGAAGGCAAUCAUGGACCUUAUUGAUGAGUUUAAAGAUGAUCUCCCUACCAUCUUAAGAUUAUCACAGUCUAGCCAGAAAACAGAUCCAGUGCAGAAAACAUCCAAGGUCAGAAUGGCCCUCGCCUUAGCCAAGAUCAACCGUGGGACGCUCAUUCAAGGGUUAAACCACAUAUCCAGCUCCUCCAAGUCAGUGGCCAAGCUUCUGCAGCCGCGGCUGGCAUACAGACUCCUAGAACUGAGGAGCAUCUCUCACCGGUUGCUGAGAGAAGUGAAUGUGGCGAGUCAACCCCUGCACAGCGUACAGAUGAAAAGGGGUUCUUUGUUUGAAAUCAUUUCUUUCCCAGCAAAAACUGCUUUAACUAGCAUAAUGUAUGCUUCUUAUGCAGCACUAAUUUAUUUGGCAGUCUGUGUUAAUGCGGUGCUGGCAAAGAUAAAGAAGAUUUUCCAAGAAGAAGAAUCCAUUAGGCAAAAUAGAGAGAGCGAGAAUUUUAGGAAAGCCUUCUCUGAGCCCGCGCUCCGAAAGCCCAUGUUUUCUGAAAGUGAAAUCAAAGCAAAACCUUACAGGUCGUUGCCAGAGAAGCCAGACAACCUUUUAGAUCAACCCAAGCCUCCUGCCAACAAGCAGAGUAACAAGAUCCAGGUUUUACAUUCUGUGUUUGACCAAUUGGCUGAAUUGAAUGAAUGAGAAAUACAAACACAAAUACCACUUUAGAGUGCUCAAUAGUUAUCUAUCCACAGGUAAAUUUCAUCAGACAUACCAGAGGACCAAUUUAUAUAAGCUGAAUGUAAAUUUAAGAAGGGACAGGGUAGGGAAAACUAUGACAUCAUCCUCUUGUAUCAUUGUAUUUUCUAUAUGGCAUAGAAAAUAAAAUGAAUCUUGAUGUACAAUAUGACUAUCCAGUA